AUGGAUUUCUUGAAAUCCGCCGUCACGGCUGCGAUCGCCAAGGGCAGCUCAUUCCCAGUUUCUCUUGGCGAUCGAGUCGAUAUCGGCGACUCUAUCUGGACCCUUCACAACGGUACGAAACGGGAUGACAGUUCGGCUUGCAGUGUCUUUGCUUUCGAUAUCGCCGCGAAUAAAUCCCGCCUCCCUCUCGCCAAAAAUGCGGUCCGCAAGUCGCGAACUUUACGGCACCCCGGAGUGAUCAAGGUUCUGGACACGAUCGAGACCGAAACCAAUCUCUACAUUGUGACCGAACGGGUCACUCCUCUUACAUGGCCGGUGAAGCGGAGAAGUCUGAAUGAGGAGACCGCGAAAUGGGGUUUAUAUUCCGUGGCGUCCACCCUCAAGUUUAUCAAUGAGGAUGCAUCCUCCGUCCACGGCGCCGUGCGCGCAUCAUCUGUCUAUACGAGUGAAAGUGGCGAAUGGAAACUCGGAGGAUUCGAAGUCUUGAGCUCCAUGAAGGAAGAUGAUGCGAUUAUAUAUACUUACGGAAGUAUCGUCCCUGAUGCAGCUCGAUACACACCCCCAGAGGUCCUCAAAGGGGGCUGGGACAUUAUCAAGCGGCACCCGUUGGCAGCAGUCGACGCCUAUGGGCUUGGGAUAUUGAUCUUUGAAGUCUUUAAUGGUUUCUUUGCCGGUGCUGACCAGGUGGGCAAGACAACCAACAUCCCUCCCAGCAUGCAACAAAGCUACAAGCGUCUCUCCACGGCCAACCCAAAGUUACGGCUGAGCCCUGCGCAUUUUGUUGAACAGGGAAAGAAACAUGGUGGUUUCUUCCAGACGCCGUUGAUUCGAUUAUCCGAAGACAUAGAGAGCUUAGGGCUCAAAAGUGACGCCGAGCGAGAAGAAUUCAUUAAGUAUGAGUCGUCUCCUCCCUUCAAACACCUAUGUGAAAUAAAUAUCCAAGCUAACGUGACAUUUCCAAAUGGCAGCGAACUUGAUAAUCUUUCGGAGGACUUCCCUGAAGACUUCUUUAAAAUGAAGGUGCUUCCGGAGCUGCUCAAGUCUGUCGAGUUUGGCGGUGGCGGGUCCAAAGUACUCGGAGCCACCCUGAAGAUUGGCGCCAAACUAUCGGCCGACGAAUUUAACUCGAAACUAACGCCUGUUGUUGUACGCUUGUUCGGCAACCCUGAUCGAGCGCUGCGCGUCUGUCUGUUGGACAACCUACCAUUGAUGAUUGAUAAUCUUCCUCAGAAGGUUGUCAACGACAAGAUCUUUCCGCAGAUGACUUCAGGUUUCACCGAUAUUGCGCCUGUUGUUCGGGAGCAGACCGUCAAGGCCGUCUUGUCGAUCAUUAAUAAACUCAGUGAUCGAAUUGUUAACGGGGAGUUGCUGAAGUUCCUGGCGCGUACUGCAAAUGACGAGCAACCCGGGAUUCGUACUAAUACCACGAUUUGUCUUGGGCGCAUUGCCAGGAACUUGGGACCGGGUACCCGUUCCAAGGUGCUUAUUGCCGCGUUCACGAGGUCCAUGAGAGACCCCUUCUCGCAUGCUCGAGUCGCUGGAUUGCUAGCCUUGUCCGCCACGGUCGAUGUUUACACCGAGGACGACUGUGCUUCCAAGAUCCUGCCCGCUAUUUGCCCUUCUCUCUUGGAUAAAGAAAAACUCAUCCGCGACCAAGCCAAUAAAACGCUGGAGGUGUAUCUUCAGCGUGUCCGGAAGUUCGCCAACACGAUGGCGGAUUCGACGUUUCCGCCCACCGCACCAACAGAAUCUGCCAAGUCCGAGGCUCGCAUUGGUACCUCGAAUGACAAGUCCUGGGCCGGAUGGGCCAUUUCCUCGUUCACCAACAAGAUUACUACCGCCAAUGGGGAGAUCCAGACAGCAGCUGAUGGCAGUAAACCUCCCGAGGGAGACGCUGCUCGCUCUGCAUCAGUGCCCCGUCCCACCAAGUCCUCUCCCUCCACUCAACUCGAGCUUCCAAAGGACCCUAAACGGCCCUCCGCGCAGCCAUUGAACAGGUCCAUGUCGGAUCGACCCGUGCCGGUAGUGCGCCAAAAGGAGCCAGAGCCAAUGGAAGACGAAGACGAGGUCUUCGAUGCCUGGGGUGCCAUGGACGACAACGAUCCAGAUGUCGACCCCUUUACCGCCGCCGUGGCCUCCCCCAAGAUCUCCUCACCCGAUCCUGCGGGCAAAGCAUCCGCUGUUCCAUUUGAUGACGGCGGUGAACCCGACUUUGCUGGGUGGCUCGCCGCCAAAUCUCAGGCCAAGAAGAAUCCCUUGCCAAAGGGGUUGGCCAAGGCAUCCUCUACUAAUACCGUCGCCACACGAGCCACUGUGAACACGGCCAAGCCGCGGACGGUGGCACCCGUGAAGAAGCCUAUUGAUACUAAGCCCAAGGAUGAAGAAAUCGAUGAUGACUGGGGUGAUGCGUGGGAUUGA
Penicillium alfredii is the source of this 2418-nucleotide messenger RNA. Its product is annotated as COPI-interacting protein CEX1. Gene Ontology annotation, biological process: protein phosphorylation; tRNA export from nucleus. The transcript has 8 exons. Gene Ontology annotation, cellular component: cytoplasm. Bases 1 to 2418 code for a protein of 805 amino acids. The record is from RefSeq and is a predicted model, not a curated record. Lineage: Eukaryota; Fungi; Ascomycota; Eurotiomycetes; Eurotiales; Aspergillaceae. Gene Ontology annotation, molecular function: protein kinase activity; ATP binding.